CGCGCCCAACGGACCAGGCUGGGGCCGUGAGGUAACUGUUGCAGCCCGCGGGAGCUGGGAGGCGACGCCGAGGCUCAGUCCCGAGAAGUGUCUGAGGGAAAAGGAGGGGGUCUGGGGGCAGCGGUCCCGGAGAGAAGCCCCUUCCGCCCCUCUCCUCAGCAUGUCCCGGACCCCGCUACUCUGCCGGCGCGGCGGGGACCCCGGGCCGCGGCGGCGGGCGCAGCCCUGACGCGCUGCCGAGCCAGGGGGUGCCCCCAGCGUCGGGGCCAGUCGGGAGGGAGCGCGAAAGGCCGCUGCGAUCCGAGCGGGGCGUGCCGAGCCCCCGCGGCCACCCCAGGUCCGGGCCAUGAGGAGGGACGAGAGAGACGCCAAAGCCAUGCGGUACCCGCAGCCGCCGGACGAGGCCGGCUCGCCCCCCGAGAGUCUGAGGAACGGAUAUGUAAAGGGCUGCGUGAGCCCCCUGCGGCAGGACCCUCCGCGCGGCUUCUUCUUCCACCUCUGCCGCUUCUGCAACGUGGAGUUGCUGCUGCCGCCGCCGGCCUCCCCCCAGCAGCCGGGGCGCGGCUCUCUCUUCUCCCGGGCGCGCCUCUCGCUGGGCGCCCUGGCCGCCUUUGUCCUCGCCCUGCUGCUCGGCUCGGGGCCCGAAGGCUGGGCUGCCGGGGCCGCCCGACUGCAGACCCUGCUGAGCGUCUGCUCGCACAGCCUCAGCCCCCUCUUCAGCAUCGCCUGUGCCUUCUUCUUCUUCACCUGCUUCCUGAACCGGACCAAGCGGGGCCCCGGGCCGGGAAGGAGCGGCGGCGGCGGCUCCUGGUGGCUGCUGGCGCUGCCCGCCUGCUGUUACCUAGGGGACUUCUUGGUGGGGCAGUGGGGGUCUUGGCCUUGGGGGGACGGAGACUCAGGGGCGCUGGCCCCGCGCACAGCCCCGGCGGUGGCAGGCAGGUUGUUCUUGGUGCUGAGCUGCGUGGGCUUGCUGACGCUCGCGCAGCCGGGGAGGCUCCGACACAGCAUCCCGGUGCUGCUCUUCUCCAGCUUCGUCUGGUGGGUCUCCUUCACCAGCCUUGGGGCGCUGCCUUCUGUCCUCCGUCCUCUGCUGUCCUGCCUGGUGGGGGGCGUCGGCUGCCUGCUGGCCCUGGGGUUGGAUCACUUCUUUCAAAUCAGGGAAGCUCCCCAUCAUCCUCGGUUGUCCAGUACCGCGGAAGAUAAAGUGCCUGUGAUCAGACCCCGAAGGAGGUCCAGCUGCGUGUCGUUUGGAGAAACUUCAGCCAGUUACUCUGGCAGUUGCAAAAUGUUCAGGAGACCUUCAUUGCCUUGCAUUUCGAGAGAACAGAUGAUUCUUUGGGAUUGGGACUUAAAGCAGUGGUAUAAGCCUCACUAUCAGAACUCUGGAGGUGGAAGUGGGGUUGAUCUUUCAGUGCUAAAUGAGGCUCGCAAUAUGGUGUCAGAUCUUCUGGUUGACCCAACUCUCCCCCCACAAGUCAUUUCUUCCCUAAGGAGCAUCAGUAGCUUGAUGGGUGCUUUCUCGGGCUCCUGUAGGCCUAAGAUGAAUCCUCUCACACCAUUUCCUGGAUUUUAUCCCUGCUCCGAAACAGAGGACCCAGCCGAGAAAGGAGAUAGAAAACUUCACAAGGGACUCAACAGUAGGAAUAGUUUACCAACUCCACAGCUGAGGAGGAGCUCAGGAACUUCAGGUCUGCCACCUAUGGAACAGACUUCUCCGAAGUGGGAACGCAACAAUGGAAAAAGGCCCCACCAAGAAAUUGGCAUUUCAAGUCAAGGAUGCUAUCUAAAUGGGCCUUUUAGUUCAAAUCUGCUGACAAUCCCGAAGCAAAGGUCAUCUUCUGUAUCGUUAACUCACCAUAUAGGUCUAAGAAGAGCUGGUGCUUUUCCCAGCUUGAAUUCUCCCAGUCCUGGACCAGUGUCUGCUGCCUCUCUAACUAACCGAUCACCUAUAGAAUUUCCUGACACUGCUGAUUUUCUUACUAAGCCAAGUGUUAUUUUACACAGAUCCCUGAGCAAUGCACCCAAUUCACCAGAUUUUUACCAGCAGCUUAGAAAUUCUGAUAGCAAUUUAUGUAACAGCUGUGGACAUCAAAUACUGAAAUAUGCUUCAACAUCUGAAUCGGAGUCUGGUACAGACUGCCACAGGGGAAAGUCAGGUGAUGAAGACAGCACCAUUUUCUCAAAAGCGUCAUUCAAACUUACGGAACCUCAACAAGAAGUGGAAUCAGAGAACAGAGACAGCAGAAAAUUAUUUGGGGAAGGUGAUAAUCACCUCACACAAGAGGCACAGAAUGAAGAACAACCAAAUACUGAACAGGAAGCAUCACUGGAACUGAUUUUAUUAGAAGAUUAUGACUCGUUAAUAGAAAAGAUGAGUAACUGGAAUUUUCAAAUUUUUGAACUUGUAGAAGAGAUGGGAGAGAAAUCAAGAAGGAUCCUCAGUCAGGUUAUGUAUACCCUAUUUCAAGACACUGGUUUAUUGGAGAUAUUUAAAAUUCCCACUCUACAAUUCAUGAACUAUUUUCGUGCAUUAGAAAAUGGUUAUCGAGACAUUCCUUAUCACAAUCGUAUACAUGCCACAGAUGUCCUACAUGCUGUUUGGUAUCUGACAACGAGGCCAAUUCCUGGCUUACAGCAGAUCCACAAUGAUCAUCGAACAGGAAAUGAAACAGAUUCUAACGGUAGAAUUAACCCUGGGCGAAUUGCUUACAUUUCUUCGAGGAGCUGCUCUAUUCCAGAUGAGAGCUAUGGUUGCCUAUCUUCAAACAUUCCUGCGUUGGAAUUGAUGGCUCUAUAUGUGGCAGCUGCCAUGCAUGAUUACGAUCACCCAGGGCGGACGAAUGCGUUUCUAGUGGCUACAAAUGCCCCUCAGGCAGUUUUGUACAACGACAGAUCUGUUCUGGAAAAUCAUCAUGCUGCAUCAGCCUGGCAUCUGUAUCUUUCUCGCCCAGAAUACAACUUCCUUCUUAAUCUUGAUCACGUGGAAUUCAAGCGCUUUCGUUUUUUAGUCAUUGAAGCAAUCCUUGCCACAGAUCUUAAAAAGCAUUUUGAUUUCCUUGCUGAAUUCAAUGCCAAGGCCAAUGAUGUAAAUAGUAAUGGUAUAGAAUGGAGUAAUGAAAAUGAUCGCCUCUUAGUAUGCCAGGUGUGCAUCAAACUGGCAGAUAUAAAUGGUCCAGCAAAAGUUCGAGACUUGCAUUUGAAAUGGACAGAAGGAAUUGUCAAUGAAUUUUAUGAGCAGGGAGAUGAAGAAUCAAAUCUUGGUUUGCCCAUCAGUCCCUUCAUGGAUCGUUCUUCCCCUCAACUAGCAAAACUCCAAGAAUCUUUUAUCACCCACAUAGUGGGUCCCCUGUGUCACUCCUAUGAUGCUGCUGGUUUGCUACCGGGUCAGUGGAUAGAAGCAGAAGAGGACGAUGAAACUGAAAGCUGCUAUGAAGAAGAUGGUGAAGAAUUAGAUACAGAGGAUGAAGAAAUUGAAGACAACCUAAAUCCUAAACCACAAAGGAGGAAAGGCAGGCGGCGAAUAUUUUGUCAGCUAAUGCACCACCUCACCGAAAACCACAAGAUAUGGAAAGAAAUAAUAGAGGAAGAAGAGAAAUGUAAAGUGGAUGGGACUAAACUGCAGGUGGAGAAUUCUUCCUUACCUCAAGGAGAUGAGAUUCAGGUCAUUGAAGAAGCAGAUGAAGAGGAAGAGAGACAGCUGGAAUAAAAGAAAGGGCAUAAGGCCCCAAGGGCUGCACCAGGUGGGGGAAGUCACUGCCUAGUGCUCACUGUGCUGACUCUGAAAGGACCAGACCGCUCCUCGGAGACAGGCCUUGACACUUUGAGAAGACCCUUGCUGUGCUGCCAGUGUCCCACUCUGGUGCACUUUCACCGCAUGAACUAAAAACGUAUCCACAGAGCUUGGCUUCAGACGACUUGUGUUGCCAAGCUCUUAUUUAAUGCCUUUACUGGUGUAUAAAUACUUUGUUGUAAUACUGCUUUGCUGGCUAGAAGGCUCUUAUUUUUCAUGAGGGGGGAGCUAUAACUAAAAACUCAAGUGACUUCAAUUUCCAAAGUGGCCAGAACUUUUUUGCUUUCAUGAAAACAGGAUUCAAAACAAACAAAGAAACAGAAACAAAACAACACAUACACCAAAAAUAGGACUCAUAUUUCCAAAUGUGUCUUUUAUGUCUUGGGAUGUUUUAGGAAGGAAAAAAAAAAUCUGUGCCUAUCUGAAAAAGAAAUCCAGUGUUGCCUUGAGGUGUCUGUUCAAUGCAAGUACAAUGUUCAGUGCUGUUCUCCAGCUAGGUUUAUCCAUGAAGGACUGAGUAACCUUUGUUAUAUUUAACAAAAUCCAGGUGCAUCAAUUUCUGAUGCUUUUUACUGCUGUUACCUACCGUGUGUUCUUUCUGUUUGGGGUACUCAGGUUUGCUUUGGAUGUCAGAAGUCUGAAUUCCAGAUUCAUUGACUCUAUAUUCCAUGGCUGAAUUUUUAAAGGUGUUUAGUUUUAAUAAUGAAGGGAUUUUAUUCUUUAGUCAAAACUGUUCUUAUUUUUACUCUUGCUCAGGAUUAGUAUUUUUAAACAUUUAGUUUAAUAUAAACACAGCAGAGACUUGUCAGAAGGAAAAAAAGUAUCUUAAUAUUGAUGUUUAACCGUCUAUGAAAUGAACAUUAUUUUCUCUCUUCUUACAUAAAUUUGAGACUAAUUAAAGCCAAGAAAAAGAUGUGUAUCUUUUGCCUUAAUACAGAAGUUAAAUGAAAUUCAUCACAUCAGAGAUAAAGAACAUGUGAAAUAGUGUGAGCUCUAAACGCCACAUACAUUGAAUAAUUGGAAUAUGUGCUUAUCUUUAGGUCCAUAUCUUGGGUGUCAUGUGUUUAGUUACUGUAAAACUAAUGUUCAUCUUUCUGUUCAUUUCCUUCUGCCAUGAGACUACGUGACAGAAAUGACCUGUGACUACUCAAUACUUCUAGAGCCAAACUGCAAGCUUAAUUUUUGAGAUAAAGUAAAUUUUGGGAGUACUGAUUUAAUUUUUAUAUUAAAAAAUCUAAAUAUUUUAGUAAAUCAUUUUACACAAAAGCACAUUAAGAUAAUUGCAAAGAAAAUAGAACAUGUUUAUAUACUUGUUGGGGACCAAAUAUAGCCUAGUUGUGGAAAUUUUUUGAAGAUAAAGAGAACAGCCAAAAUAAUAGCAAGACGGUAGACUAAUAUUUUUCAUUAUUUUUGGAAACCAUAUUAUAUUGGGUCCAUGCACCUUUUGUUGAUAAUGAAACCAUUAAUUUUCAAAGGUAAUUCUUUUAUUUAAAGUAUGUCAGCAGGCAGUUUCUUACCUUCCUAGAAUAUUUAGCUUAUCUAAAAGAUAUCAAUUAAAAAUCUAUGUUAGUGUUGAAUGUCUUGAUCCUGUAUGGUAUCAUAAUAUUUAAUGACUCACUAAGCUUUAUUUAUUAGAUACGUUGCGUGUUGAGUUCCUUCCUACUACUUUUGCUACCAUUGCCACAUCACUGUAAACUGGUCCUUCAUUACUGAGUAAUAAAAUUUUAACUAAUUUAUUAUUGAGUUCGCCCUUAUAAUGUAUAUAUCCUGUGCUUCUGUUUCUCUAGAGUACAUUUUACAUAUUUCUGCUAUUGCAAAGUAUAUAUAUAUAUAAAUUCACACAUGUGCAUGUAUGCAUAAUGAGACUCAAAUUUCCUCACUUUCUAUUUUAUUAAAAUUUUGUACUGGGC
Messenger RNA from Vicugna pacos (alpaca), 5700 nucleotides. RefSeq names its product phosphodiesterase 3B (gene PDE3B). Gene Ontology annotation, biological process: signal transduction. The record is from RefSeq and is a predicted model, not a curated record. Lineage: Eukaryota; Metazoa; Chordata; Mammalia; Artiodactyla; Camelidae. Gene Ontology annotation, molecular function: 3',5'-cyclic-nucleotide phosphodiesterase activity.